Cylicostephanus goldi is the source of this 588-nucleotide messenger RNA. The record is from the annotation of a GenBank genome assembly. NCBI's taxonomy places the organism in Eukaryota, Metazoa, Nematoda, Chromadorea, Rhabditida, Strongylidae.
UUGUCUCUUGUUGCAGAUCCAAGUAAAGCAGAACUUACUGUACCUCCUUCAUGUUUUUUAUGCUUGGACUCUGUUAGCGUAGCUGAGCCUUUGUUCUACUAUCGGAUUAUUUACGACCUGUCCUUUUUCGUUGUACUGAUCGUUAUCGUGUUGAAUCUCAUUUUUGGUGUGAUCAUAGACACUUUUGGCGAUCUGAGGACCGAAAAGAAUGACAAGGAAGACAUACUGAAGAACACCUGCUUCAUCUGUGGAUUAGAACGCGGAAAGUUUGACAAUCGAUCAACAACAUUUGAAGACCAUCAGGCAGAAGAACACAAUCUUUGGCAUUACCUCUAUUUUAUUGUUUGGCUGCAAAUAAAGGACGAGACUGAGUUUACGGGACCUGAGAGCUAUGUAGCGCAAUGCAUCAAGGUAAAUUAUGUGAGUUCUGCCUCUUUACUGACACUCCAUUUUAGGACCGUAAUUUGGAUUGGUUCCCGAGAAUGCAAGCUAUAUCCCUCCAAGACGGCAGCAAUGAGACGGACCAACCUGAAAUCGUGGCGAUACGUGAACAGCUUCGACAGCAAAAUCAAUCCAUCAAGGAGUUGA